This is a messenger RNA of Habropoda laboriosa, 2987 nucleotides long. Its product is annotated as cilia- and flagella-associated protein 70-like. Gene Ontology annotation, biological process: cilium assembly; cilium movement. Gene Ontology annotation, molecular function: protein binding. The transcript is spliced from 22 exons. The coding region runs from base 1 to 2919 and encodes 972 amino acids. The record is from RefSeq and is a predicted model, not a curated record. Gene Ontology annotation, cellular component: extracellular exosome; motile cilium. Lineage: Eukaryota; Metazoa; Arthropoda; Insecta; Hymenoptera; Apidae.
AUGCAUUUUGUUACUUUGUUUUGGCUGUCAGAGUCUAGAAUUUGCAAAAAUAUUUCCCCAGGUAUGGAGGAAUGGAUGCAUUGGCAAGAUUCCGUAGAUGAGAGAAUUAUUACAAUAACUAUACAUUCCAUCGAAAAUGUCCUCAACAAGGAGAACAUAAGUGUAUCGUUCACAGUGGAACACAAUGCAGUCAUUUUGGGAGAAAGCAAUCCAACAUUCGUUAGAUCAAUUUACGACGAAGGAUUUUCAGUUUUCAGGAUUGAUUUUGCCGUUAAUUUGCCAGUCCUGCCGAAGGAUAAAGAGAGCCUUAAUUCAAUUGUGUCUAGUCCAGUUCUAAUAAAAGCUCUACAAACUCCAGAAACUAAUGAAGAAGAAAGAUCCUCAAUUUUAAACGUUGAAGUUCGAUCGAAGAAUAGAUCGAUAUUCAGUGCAAAGUCUGCGGCACAUUUCACACCGGAAUUAUUGGGAAUGUGCAAUCUUGAUUUAAUACCAAUCGCAUUAGGAGAAGAGAGUUUCACUGAAAAGCUAAUUCUAGAAACACCUACCUUCUCCUAUGAUGGUACGUUAGUAUCCUGGCAGAAUCUUCCCCGCCUGACAGUCACAGUUUGCCAAUACCCAGCACCGUUAUUUCAAUUAGGCGAAAUGAACUUUUUAAAUGUCACCAUUGAAAGCAUAUACAAUCCUCCAGACUCAUUCACCGCUGAUUUGAAGUAUAAAGUUGGCACGAUAGCCUAUAUCGAUAACGAGGUUCCUGAAAAUGUAUUUUUCGACAACGGUAUAUGGACGACAAGUCGUGACGUCGAAAGAACGAAACGAUGGAACACUUUGCGCCAUAUUGAAAAUCGAGCUCAAUUAUCGAAAUACAAACUCGAUUGCGAUUUCGUGGGAGUGAGAAAUCCGUUUAAAAAGCAGUUCCAUCUGGCGAAACAAACGUGUGAGGACAUUAAAAGAAUAGAAUGGAAUUCCUUGAACCGAUGUGUCUUAUGGAAGACAGGAAUCGAAGCAAUGAAAAAUCAUAUUACGAAAUACAAGUAUUGGCCCUUCCAAUUCGAAGUAAGCACAGAAACUGCUACAGAGAAAUCCAAAAAUCGAAAAGAUUCAUUACCGACGAUACAAUUAUAUCAAUGUUACGUGGAUCUUUCAGAACUUCUUUUCCCAGGAAGAAGAAAUUGUCGAAUUGUAGGACAAUUGUACACAUACAAUCCAAUGGAUAUGUCAGAAAAAGUGGGUCUUGAGAAUAAUAUCUUUAUUAUGGAAGUACAGCGUAAGGAAGUAAAAGAGAAAGAGAAAAAAAUUAAAACCCCGAAGACUCAAUCGGUACAAUCAGAGCGUGGAACAACAGCAAGUACAGCAAUUAUUACAGAAACUGGAGAACCUACAAUUAUAGUGAUCGAAGUAGAACUCUACGAAGCUCUUUUCGCUUGUAGAAUCGAGGAAGACUUUUCAAAUAUGAUUACCGAUAUAAUACCUGAUAUAGAGAAGAAACAGUAUUACGUGUACUCCAGUAGCAUAGCGGAAGCACAGUACGUGCAUUGUAUCCAAAAAUUGGCGGAAGUUAUAACGGAAAGUUAUCGAGACGAAGUAACGUGCUUCACGCAGUAUCUUUAUAAAAACGGAGUGUACCAAUCCAUAUGCAGCACAUUAAGAUUGAAAAUUCCCAUGUUGAUAGACCAGAAAUUCGACAUGCCGAAAAAUUUAGUGGAUUCUAACAAGACUCAUAAUUUCAUCUCCUCAGUAUAUACGUUUUUAGUGGAGCAAAUGCACGUUGCCUUAAAUAAAAUGGUCGAAGGUCGAUGCACGCAAGAUCUACAAAGUGAAAUAAACUCGAAGCUGUUGUAUUUCUAUGCUGAAGAGGCUUACGAGUUUGGGGACAUGGAGAAAGCCAAACAGUAUUACACAGAGGUAAUAAUGUCUGACAAACGUGAUCCUUAUCCUUGGACGCAAUAUGCGAUUUUUCUUAGAAAAAUCGGCGACGUAAAUCGCGCGACGGAAUGCUGUUUAGAAGCCAUCACAUUGGAUAGACAAUAUGCAACCGUAUUAUUAGUGUACGCGAUGAUCUUGUUCGAAAGCAGAGACUACAAAGGGGCAGAAAUUUUCCUGCGAGCCAUCACUGACUUUCAUCCACGUUUCUUUGAAGGUUGGGCGAUUUUGCACCUUUUCUACUUAAAAACGGAAUACUAUGCAGGAGUCGAUCUUUCGCUUCGUAUAGCAGAAAAAUGUAUAUAUUUUGCAGGACUCGCAUUAGCGGAAGAAAUGUCCAAUUCCGAUCGAUCAAUUCACAUUCUGUACUACAUGGCAGUGGAACAUUAUUUGUCUGGCAGAUACGAAGACGCGUUGUCUCAUUUAGAAGAGGCUCGAUGUAAUUAUGGAAUGGACUAUUCAAUCAGUAGUUUGAUGGGCCAUUGUCACUUCAAAAUGGGCGAUACUGAAAAAGCAGUAGAAUGUUGCGAAUUUGCUCGUAUGCUGUUUGACAGACCCAACGAUCUGCAUUUAGUGGAAGUUAGAUUGGGAUUCCAUUACAACAAUGAUGGCGAGUUCGAUCGUGCAAGAAACAUUUUUCUAACCACGUGCAGAACCUCACCAACCUCCUUAACCUGGCUGGGUGUCGGCAUAUCCUUUUAUGAGCUAAACCAGUUUCUUGAUGCCGAAGUAUGUUUAUCAGAGGCAAACAGAAUCGACAAUUGCAAUCCGGAAAUAUGGGCUUACUUGUGCCUUUUAAAUAUGACGCUCAAGAGGUAUGACGAAUUUUCGCAGUGUUAUGCCGAAAUGAUCAAAAAUAACCUUAAAAAUAGAAAACUGCUGCUGAGAAUAACGAACCUGAUGGAGGCUUUGGAUUACACACCACCAAAUUUAACAGAAACCAGCGAACUUAUUGAGGAACAUAGCACAGAUGGAUCUGAAGAACGAUUCGAAAAUUAAAAUGGCAUCUGAAUGAAGCAGACAAACGCAUGAACUUGUAAAAAAAGGAUACAAAGCAUAAUGGCACU